AGGCCACCGCUGGGUGCAGGGGCCGCAGCGGGCUGAGAUUGGUGAAACACGAUUAGAGAGAUGAACUUGAUGACGAAGGGUUUCAGCGAGCUCCAGGAAUUAAGCAGCCGAAGGCAACAGACACCAGUAUGGAAGCUUCCCAGCGGUAGAUCCACGCUGAGUAAAUCGGCUCAAGCAGUCAGACGCUACUAUGAGAAUCAAGCUGAUAUCAAACGUGCUGGCUUCUUUGAGUCAGAGUAUGAGCCCCAGGUGGAAGAAUUACAGAGAUCUUUUCUAAUGCGCCCUGGAUGUCCUAGAUUUAGUAACAGAGCAACUUCAACAUCCCAGCUCGAAAGUACUUUAGAAGACAUUCCUGAUUUGCGCUAUAAUUUCAGUACCAUCAGUCUGUCCUCCCAACUCAGCUUUGAAGAGUGGAGUGCUGCCUUUCAGAACACACAUUCAUUAGAAUCAGUCACCAAAGAAGCUGGCCAGCUCCCACACAGUAGAAGUCUCACUGGACUCUCUAAGUGGAAGAGUUUCACAGAAGGAAUGGUUUCACCUGAACAACAAAGAGGACCUAGAGAGAGUAAAAUCCCAUGGUACAUUGAUGUAAUCCGUGAGAAGGAACGAUGCUUGUUGAUGAUGGGAGAAGAGAUUAUUCGUCUUUCAAGAUGUGAGGAGGAAUGUGCAAGGAAGGAUGAUGCAAUCUCUAUCCUUAGAGAUGAGAUGGAGAAUCUGAAGAAGCAUCUGGAGCUGCUCAGGAGGGAAAGUGUCAUCACAAACGAGUAUUCAGAAAUGCAGCAAAAGGGCUUGAGACAGGAGGACAUGGAAAAAGAGCUUCUCAGUGGUACAGAGAUUGAAGUGGCUUCUGAAGAGGAGGAGGAGAAUGAGGCAGAGGCAGAAGAGAAAGCAUCCCUGAUCAAGCUCAAAGAAUUCCAGCAAAUGAACCAAGAACUCUGUAAAGAACUGGAAAAAGCAAAGAUGAACUAUGACAUGGCCACAGGUACCAUCACUUCCUUGCAAAGGCAGCUGGCUUUCCAGGAGUCACAGCUGCGGAGAACUGAGUCUGAAAAGGAAUUGCUACAGAAGGAGCUUAGAGAACGGGGAAAUCAACUACAAGCUAUGUCUGCCAAGUUUUCCAGCCUUCGAGAAGAACGGAAGUGUGAAGAAAUGAUGGGAAUAAUAGAGAGAGAAAAUUACAAACUCCGACAGGACAUUGUGGAACAAGAAUCCAAACUGGAUGAGAAAAACAAACUGAUUGAUGAUUUGCAGAGCAAGAUCAACCAGCUCCAGGCAGAGGUUAUGGUAGCCCAGCACCAUGUGCAGAAGCAGCUGUGUGACCAAAGUGAGAUGCAGAGCCAAGUCGAGGCCUUGAAGCACACUGAGCAGCAGGCCAAAGUUGCACUGGAGUGCAUCAGUGCCAGGGUAAAGACAGCCUCCUUCACUGCGGGCCUCUCCCCUGAGGGAGGGACUCCAGCUAACGAGAACAAAGGCCCCAGUUUAGUCAGGGCCAUCCUUAGACACAAUCACUGGGUGGACUGCAUGGGACUCCCUUUGGCACCUCAGCUCCAGCAGCUGGAAUGGAGGGUCUGGCAGUUCACAGUCCACUUGCUCCCCAAACUUUCCCGGGCGGCUUGGGCUCCUGUGCUUGCCAGGGGCUUUUGUUUCAGUUAUGGGUCUUAUGGGAUACCAAGAAAAAGAGACACCGAGGUUUCAGAGCAGAAUAGUUACAAUGCCAAACUUCUUUCUGAAUUUUAUCCCACAGCCUCCCAACCCAUCUGGGGAUUCCCCCUCUCUCAAAUACAGCAAUAGGCUAAACAGCCAUCAUGGGAAGACAUUUCUCCAGAUUUAUUCUUAAAGGGCCAUAUUCAGACCUGCUGCAAGCAGGUGCAACUCCAUCCAACGUCAGGUCAGAUUUGCUUACGUUACUAAUUCAGAGACACACGUUGCCACUAGGUGUCUGUGUGGGGCUUCUGGUGAAGCCAUCUAGAAUUGCAUAUACUCAGCCCAGGGCAGAAUUUCACAGAAUUUCAGUCCUGCCCUUUGCUGGUGUCCUGGGGACAUUCAGAGACAUGAGAACCCGUCAGAAAUGCCAGCUGUCAUAUCAACCCUCUUGUUGGCAUAUCUUAAAAGCAAGGGUUGCUUCAAAUUCUCCCUCUAGUGAGAGAAGGUCUUUGCUUGUGUCAAACAGUAUCCCUCUUUAAUUGGAGGAAACCUGGUUAACUCUUCAGCCUAAACUAAGGUAGGUUUUUUUUUUUCCUUUUUAAAAUCAAAGUUUGAAAGAUUUCGAAGCAAAAUAAUUCAGGCGACAUACAGCACUGCAGGCGCCAAAUCCCCCCAAGCUGAAAUUAGCGAUGAGGAGGCACUAGAGGCUAUGCAGGUAUGUGAUUCAGUGUGGAAUGAUGCUUCUGCUUGGACCCCUGAGCUGGGGACCUGCAGAGAGGUGAGGGGAGAAGGAAAAAUUUAACGAUCCUAUCACCUCCACGGCUAAUGCUGGAUUCUCCUGUGAAUGUGUCUGAUUUCCAGAGAAUAAUUAGUGAGCGGCUGGAUUUUCAUCAGAUGCUGAAACAGAAGGGUGUGAAGGUCCCGUCUCUCUUCAGCACUGAGCCAGCAAAUCUGUCCUCUCCUAAUUCUAAGACCAACAAAAAGAGUCCUGUGAAAUAGGGCCUUGUGCGCUGAGAGCUGAUUCCUGCAGCUGAGUCACAAGAGUCAGAAAGGCCCUUUCCCCUGAGGUUCUUUCCUGGUUGCAUUUUGGUUUGUUCUCUGGUGUUUUGUUUUUUAUUGACAAAUUAAACAAUUAAAUCGGACUUCAACUGCAUUCUGUUAAGCCAGCUGAUCUCUAAUUAGUCUACACUGUUGUCUCAUAAUUGGAGUUGAGGACUGGAAUCAGCACUCAAUUUGCCAUAAAUCACUUAGUCUCUCGGAUUUUCCAUCUGUAGAACAAUCUCCGCCUCACAGAGUUAGGGUGUGAGAGUUAAUGUGAGUUUGCAAAGUGCUUUGGGGGUCCUUGGAUAAGAGGAGCUAGAAAAUGAAAAUGAUUCCCUUUGUGGGCACACCACCUGCUUUGGCCAGGUUAUCCUAUUGCUGCUCAUCGUGCUCCUUUUAAACACAGGGUGUAGGCAUAAUCACUGGCUCACCAAGCUUCUCUGGCCUGAAACAAGCAGGCCUUCCAAACUUUCCAGAUUCUAGCAAUCACAUCCAGGUCAUCUCUGAGCAUAUUGUACAACAGGAUGGUUCCCACCCACUGCUAGAUAUCACUAGCGCUGGCAAUCUAAGCUUUAGUAAUCAGUCUCCCCUUUCCCAACCUUAAUGCUAAGCCACUGUGCCAGGCUCUCAUACAGUGUCACUGCCAACCUCCCAUUCAGCUGUGCACCCUCUAACCCACCAUGGAGUUUGGACUGCUGCAAAGCCAGCUUUUAUUUCAGGUUAGCUGAAACCUGUUCCUUAUCGACUUAAACUGAACCAGAAUAAGCCAUUCUUUUUUCUGAAAUAAGUGUCAACACAGGAGUUUGCAUUGACUUAACUAAACUGGUUUAAAUUCACAUCUUUAGUUAAACCAGAGCAACCCACCAUGUAGACAAGCCUGAAAUGUCUUUACAAACCUAAAUAUCCUAGUGAGGUUUUAGGUCCAGAUUCUGAGACUGGUCUCCGUUUUAGUGGACACAAGUUGCGGAUAAUAGAUUUAUGGGUAUAACUGGGAACUUAGACAUCUACAGGGCCUAAAAUGCCAGCACAAAUAAUUGCCGAUGAAAAAUUGUCCUUGCAGUUUGGUUCCUGCAAGACUGAGACUCAGGGCUGGGCUGAAAAUCUGGCCCUUAAAAUGUUAGUGUUCAGUUUUCCUCUGCAAUAAACACAGUAGGUGGUGUGUGUUCCUGGGUCCCCAUUUCAAAUGUCAUGGCCAAAUUACUUUAACCCUCUAGCGGUGAAGUAAUCACCUUAGUAAGGCCUGGUCUAGAGUCUCUUAUCUCUGGUAUGAAAUUAAAGUAUCAGUUCAAGAUAAGGAACAUGGACCAAGCUGUGCAUUUUAAAGUGUGGUUCUUAAGGGUAAAAAUGAUGCCUCCUUA
Molecule: messenger RNA, 4043 nt
Organism: Chelonia mydas (Green sea turtle)
Lineage: Eukaryota; Metazoa; Chordata; Testudines; Cheloniidae
Gene: CCDC27
Product: coiled-coil domain containing 27
Exons: 10
Coding region: 61-1791 (576 amino acids)
Source: RefSeq, a predicted model, not a curated record